Molecule: messenger RNA, 1377 nt
Organism: Molossus molossus (Pallas's mastiff bat)
Lineage: Eukaryota; Metazoa; Chordata; Mammalia; Chiroptera; Molossidae
Gene: GLRX5
Product: glutaredoxin 5
Exons: 2
Coding region: 52-513 (153 amino acids)
Source: RefSeq, a predicted model, not a curated record
GGGUGGAGGGCAGAGGUCCCCGGCCGUAGAGGAUUCCGGCGAGCGUGCGGGAUGAGCGGGUCCCUGGGCCGGGCGGCGGCGGCUCUGCUUCGCUGGGGGCGCGGCGGCCUGUGGGGCCCGGGUGUGCGGGCGGCGGGCUCGGGCGGCGGCGGCGGCGGCUCGGCGGAGCAGCUGGACACGCUGGUGAAGAAGGACAAGGUGGUGGUGUUCCUCAAGGGCACGCCGGAGCAGCCCCAGUGCGGCUUCAGCAACGCGGUGGUGCAGAUCCUGCGGCUGCACGGCGUCAGCGACUACGCGGCCUACAACGUGCUGGACGACCCCCAGCUCCGGCAAGGCAUUAAGGACUAUUCCAACUGGCCCACCAUCCCACAAGUGUACCUCAAUGGCGAGUUUGUGGGGGGCUGUGACAUCCUCCUGCAGAUGCACCAGAACGGGGACCUGGUGGAAGAACUGAAAAAGCUGGGGAUCCGCUCCGCCCUUCUAGACGAAACGAAAGACCAGGACUCCAAGUGAGGGCGGCGGGCCCUCCCUGAGCAGAGGCCGCCCCCCAGCGAGAGGGCCACAGGGGGCAGGCUCGCUGCCAGAGAAGCCUCACCAGGUCUGGCUGUCGCUGCCCAGCCAGCGGCUGGCUGGUCCCUCCGGCCUGUCCGUAGCGGGUGGUUUCAGUGUGUGGUGUUUGGGCUCAGAAUAUUGUAUUGUGAACUUAACGAUAACCACUGCCCUGUCCUAUCUGAUGGUCGAGUUGCUGUCAACAGAACUUGUUCUUGUGUAGUCAUUUGCCCUUUGCCUGAUUCAGGAGUUAACUGGGAGCUUCGAACUCACUGUUAUCCCUGAGUCCUUGGCCCACAUGUCAGUCUGCAGAGAACACAUCCCCGCCCCCAGCUUUUUGUAACUUGUUCUGUUCAGAAAAAUGCCGGACAAGGAAGAGAACAUGAUAACUGAGGUGUUGAUUUUUAAAAUAAACUGCCAGGGAUACGGUGUGUGAGCUUUUCACUCUGAAUAGCAGUGAGUCUCUAGUCUGUUCCUGCUGUAACCGAAUGCCGUGGACUCCGGCAGUUUACAAACCACAGACACUGUUUCUCACGGGUCUGGGGCUGGGAGUCCGGAUCAAGGCCCCGGCGGUUCAGUUCUGGUGACACGGGCGCCUUCUCACGGUGUCCUCACCAGGAAGCUCUCUGGGUCCCCUUUGUGAGGGCACUGGACCCAUUCCCGAGGGCUCCACCCUCAUGACCUGUCAUCUCCCAACCAUCGCUUCGGGGUUAAGUGUCAACAUAGGCUUCUGAGGGGACACAGACAUUCAGUUUGUUCCUGUGACCUUUUGAUUCGUAGAAACUAAGAAUGAUUUCACACUCUUCCAUUAAAUUUGCCACAAAAGUC